GGGAAGCGGCGGGAGGGUUGGGGAGAAGGAGCAUUCGCCUGAGGCUGGAGGAGGCUGAUCUGCGUCCCCGCCCAGCCCGCGCCUAUGCGGUACUUGAAGGAUGGCGAAGAGGUCGCGCAGUGAGGAUGAGGAUGAUGACCUUCAGUAUGCUGAUCAUGAUUAUGAAGUGCCACAACAAAAAGGACUGAAGAAACUCUGGAAUAGAGUAAAAUGGACAAGAGAUGAGGAUGAUAAGUUAAAGAAGUUGGUUGAACAACAUGGAACUGAUGAUUGGACUCUAAUUGCUAGUCAUCUUCAAAAUCGUUCUGAUUUUCAGUGCCAGCAUCGAUGGCAGAAGGUUUUAAAUCCAGAAUUGAUAAAGGGUCCCUGGACUAAAGAAGAAGAUCAGAGGGUUAUUGAAUUAGUUCAGAAAUAUGGCCCUAAAAGAUGGUCUUUAAUUGCAAAACAUUUAAAGGGAAGAAUAGGCAAGCAGUGUAGAGAACGAUGGCAUAAUCAUCUGAAUCCUGAGGUAAAGAAAUCUUCCUGGACUGAAGAGGAGGAUAGGAUCAUCUAUGAAGCACAUAAGAGAUUGGGAAAUCGUUGGGCAGAAAUUGCCAAACUACUACCUGGAAGGACUGAUAAUUCUAUCAAAAAUCACUGGAAUUCUACUAUGCGAAGAAAAGUAGAACAGGAGGGUUACUUACAAGAUGGAAUAAAAUCAGAACGAUCUUCAACUAAACUUCAACACAAACCUUGUGCGACUAUGGACCAUUUGCAAACCCAGAAUCAAUUUUACAUACCUGUUCAGAUCCCUGGUUACCAGUAUGUGUCAUCUGAAGGCAAUUGUGUAGAACAUGUUCAGACUUCUGCUUUUAUUCAGCAGCCCUUUGUUGAUGAAGAUCCUGAUAAAGAAAAAAAAAUAAAGGAACUUGAAUUGCUUCUUAUGUCAGCAGAGAAUGAAGUCAGAAGAAAGCGAGUUCCAUCACAGCCUGGAAGCUUUUCUAGCUGGUCUGGUAGUUUCCUCAUGGAUGAUAGCAUGUCUAAUACUCUAAAUAGCCUCGAGGAGCACACUAGUGAGUUUUACAGUAUGGAUGAAAAUCAGACUGUGUCUGCUCAGCAGAAUUCACCCACAAAGUUCCUGGCCGUAGAGGCAAAUGCUGUGCUGUCCUCUCUACAGACCAUCCCAGAAUUUGCAGAGACUCUAGAACUUAUUGAAUCUGAUCCUGUAGCAUGGAGUGAUGUUACCAGUUUUGAUCUUUCUGAUGCUGCUGCUUCUCCUGUGAAGUCCACCCCAGUUAAACUAAUGAGAAUUCAACACAAUGAAGGAACCAUGGAAUGUCAAUUUAACGUCAGUCUUGUACUUGAAGGGAAAAAAAAUGGUUGUAAUGGUUCAGACAGUGAGGCUGUUCCUUUAACAUCCCCAAACGUGGCCAAGUUUAGCACUCCACCAACCAUUCUCAGAAAGAAGAGAAAAAUGCGAGUGGGUCAAUCCCCAGGCAGUGAACUUGGUGAUGGCUCAUUCAAUGAUGGCAAUAAUACUGCACUAAGACACACACCGGUGAAAACACUACCAUUUUCUCCUUCACAGUUUUUCAACACAUGUCCUGGAAAUGAACAAAUUAAUAUAGAGAAUCCUUCAUUUACAUCAACUCCUAUCUGUGGGCAGAAGGUUCUCAUUACAACUCCUCUUCAUAAAGAAACAACUCCCAAAGAUCAAAAGGAAAAUGUGGGGUUUAGAACACCUACUAUUAGAAGAUCUAUAUUGGGUACCACACCAAGAACUCCAACUCCUUUUAAGAAUGCACUUGCUGCUCAGGAGAAAAAAUAUGGACCUCUUAAAAUUGUGUCACAGCCACUUGCCUUCUUGGAAGAAGAUAUUCGGGAAGUUUUAAAAGAAGAAACUGGAACAGACAUAUUUCUUAAAGAGGAGGAUGAGUCUACUUAUAAAAGCUGCAAGCAAGAGCAUACUCCUUCUGUGAAGAAAGUUAGAAAAUCACUGAUCUUAGAUAAUUGGGAAAAAGAAGAACCAGGUACUCAACUGUUGACUGAAGACAUUUCAGAGAUGCAGUCAGAAAAUAUAUUUACAACAUCUUUAUUAAUGAUACCAUUAUUGGAAAUACAUGACAGUAGGUGCAACCCGACUCCUGAAAAACAAGAUAUAAAUUCAGCCAACAAAACAUAUACACUUAAUAAAAAGAAACCAAACCCUAACACUUCCAAAGUUGUCACAUUGGAAAAGAAUCUUCAGUCAAAUUGUGAAUGGGAAACAGUGGUGUAUGGGAAGACAGAAGAUCAGCUUAUAAUGACUGAACAAGCAAGAAGAUAUUUGAGUACUUAUACAGCUACCAGCAACACUUCAAGAGCCCUAAUAUUGUAAUUGUUAUUAAAACUGAUGAAAUGCCCCCCUCCCUUAAUAUAUUCUGUGCUAAAUUAGGUUACAAUGAAAUUUUUGUGAAUGGUUUUUAAAGUUUUAAUACAGGCCUAAAACAGUUGGCAUAUUUUUUCAUAUUGGACAACAGAAAGCCAAGCCACCAUAGGUAGUUUUCAUAGAAUAUUUUUUAAGGAAUAGAUUUUUAAAAAUGAUUUUUAAAGAACAGGGUUGAAAGUCACAUUAAGAUGUUCAUGAUCUUCUAAAAGUAAAUUCUCAUAUCUUUUCUUCAGAAGAUAGAUGACGCUACUCUCUUGAUGCUUCAGUUUGGUUACAGAUAGGUUUAUAAGUAUAUAUGACUUUUGAAAUUAGUCUAUGUAUGGGGAAGCAGCAUGGUUUU
Condylura cristata (star-nosed mole) is the source of this 2747-nucleotide messenger RNA. RefSeq names its product v-myb avian myeloblastosis viral oncogene homolog-like 1 (gene MYBL1). The coding region runs from base 101 to 2356 and encodes 751 amino acids. Gene Ontology annotation, biological process: regulation of DNA-templated transcription. The record is from RefSeq and is a predicted model, not a curated record. Lineage: Eukaryota; Metazoa; Chordata; Mammalia; Eulipotyphla; Talpidae. Gene Ontology annotation, molecular function: RNA polymerase II cis-regulatory region sequence-specific DNA binding; DNA-binding transcription factor activity, RNA polymerase II-specific. Gene Ontology annotation, cellular component: nucleus. The transcript is spliced from 16 exons.